AUGGCGCCCAUUCUCACCUCCAACCCGUCCGUCACCCUCAUCCCCGAGCCUCUCACACCAGUAAACUUCGCGCCAUUCGGGACAGCCAUCUGCUCGCCACUGCCCCGCGAGAUCAGUAUCGCCCCUCAACCUUCCUCGCUGCCCCCACACGACCCAACACCGGUCCUAGCAAACCAAAACUCGGCGUUGAAAUACAGCCCCGUCUCCCCACUUAUCGACCGUUACACUCAUAGCUGUCCAAGUGGGAAACCAGCCUCCGCAAGGAUGACAAUGUUCUGCUGCUUCCCGCGCAAAUUGCGUACGAUUACCGCCAGACAGCAGCCCGACAAGGAAGUGUUCGAUGUGCGCAUUCUCGAGCGCCACCCCUUCACCAACCAGACCUUUAUUCCUACCGAUCUGUCCAGCCAUUCGAAGGUUGGGGAUGGUGAAGAAGAGCCGAUUUUCGUGGUGGUUGUUGCACCGACACUGAAGGGCGAGGUUGCAACUGCGAAGAAUGAUGCUGGCGAGACCGUGGCAAUCCAUGACCCGCCUGAUCUACGGAAUGUCAAGGCUUUUAUCGCGCGGGGUGGGCAAGCUGUUACAUAUGGUGUUGGCACGUGGCAUGCGCCAAUGGUUGUUCUGGGCCCUCGACGGGUUGACUUCGUUGUUGUGCAACAUGUGAAUGGCGUGGAUGAUGAGGAUUGCCAGGAAGCCGCCUUUGGAGAGGGCGUCGUUGUUGACCUGGGUGGUAAGGGUCAGUAUGGUCGACAGGAAAAGAAUCCUGCCCGACUCUGGGCGGCAAAGCUUUGA
Molecule: messenger RNA, 789 nt
Organism: Penicillium canariense
Lineage: Eukaryota; Fungi; Ascomycota; Eurotiomycetes; Eurotiales; Aspergillaceae
Product: ureidoglycolate hydrolase
Exons: 1
Coding region: 1-789 (262 amino acids)
Biological process (GO): allantoin catabolic process
Molecular function (GO): ureidoglycolate hydrolase activity; ureidoglycolate lyase activity
Source: RefSeq, a predicted model, not a curated record